UCCCCCACUUUAUUGACUAGCUCAAUUGACUCGAAGUCAAGUGUGCCAGGAAUUGAUUAGCAAAUGUGCGUGUAAACUCUGCAAAAAGAAGAACCUCAUCUCGCACGUUCACUCUUUGAUGUUCUGAUCCAUGGCCAUGUCUCUCGCGGAUUUGCUGCUGCCUUUGUUUCUACUCGUCUUUCUCACAAGAUCCCGGUCACAGUGCCCCACAAAUCCAUCCGCAAUCGUGAACGACACACAGGUUCUUCUCUCUCUCCGUGACAGGCUUGGCAUCAAAGUGUGGAUCGAGACUGCCAAUCCAAGAGCAUGGCGGGGAGUGGAGUGGAGCUCGGACAACCAAGUGGAGGGCCUCGCUCUGUCCAGGUUUAAUCUCUCGGGAGUUUUUCCUGCCACCUGGGCCGAGCUUCCAUCGCUGGCUCGCCUGGACCUCUCGCAAAACGGCCUCUCCUCGCUGGAAGUCCCUUGCAAAAAUACGCAGCUCAACCUCCUCAACUUGAGCUCCAAUUCCCUGCAAGAGUUCCCCGGAAAUCUCUCCAGCCUCGAGAGUUUGGAAAGCCUGGACCUCAGUGGGAACAACUUAACAGUGGCCAGACUCCCAAAGUUUAGCUUGACGCUGCGAUCGCUCAACCUGUCCAUCAACAACUUAACUGGGAGCUUUUCCAUUGGUGGUAACCUGGGACUGGAGACACUGGAACUCUCGCAGAACGGCCUCAGCGGCUCCAUUCCAGAAACUUUCGGGGAGAUGACGAACUUGACACGCCUGGACAUAUCGUAUAACAGGUUUAGAGGAGAUCUACCCGAUAUUUGGAGCAAGAACUUGGAGCUCAGGUACAUGCGUAUCUCCGAAAAUUCGCUCCAGGGUGGUUUGCCACCGAGCUUGAGAAGGCUACGCAAGCUCUCGGAAUUACGCGCUGCAUACAACUCUCUCUCCGGGCCACUGGAGCUGGAAGAUGGCGACUUUGCAAGCAUCGAGGUUUUGCACCUCGGGCUAAACGGGUUUAGCGGAACGAUCCCGGCUACGCUGGGAAACUUGAGGAACUUGAAGAUCCUGGUUCUCAUGGGGAAUCGUUUUAGUGGCGCCAUACCUCUGGAGCUUGGAAACUGGUCGAACAUCAGAGAGAUAUGGCUCGACAGCAAUAACUUGACUGGAACAAUCCCAGGCGAGCUCUCGAAGCUCUCGCAUCUCCAGAAGCUGGUUCUCAGGGGGAAUCGUUUUAGUGGCGCCAUACCUCCGGAGCUUGGAAACUGGUCGAACAUCAGAGAGAUAUGUCUCGACAGCAAUAACUUGACUGGAACAAUCCCAGGCGAGCUCUCGAAGCUCUCGCAUCUCCAAAGGGUGGUUCUCACGGGAAAUCGUUUUAGUGGUGCCAUACCUCCGGAGCUUGGAAACUGGUCAAACAUCAGGGAGAUAUGGCUCAACGGCAAUGAUUUGACUGGAACAAUCCCAGGCGAGCUCUCGAAGCUCUCACAUCUCCAGCAGCUAGUUCUCAGUAGUAACGACAUCGGUGGGGAGCUCCCUUCCGGACUCUCCAACUGCACCGAGCUCGUCAUUCUCGGGCUGGACCAGAACAAGUUCUCUGGAAAUCUCCCUGACAGCUUCGGGAAUUUGAGCCGCCUGCUCCUUCUGUCGCUUUCCAGCAACGAUCUUGUCGGUUCAAUCCCAGCCAUAUUGCAAAACAUGUCGUCUCUGCAGUUCCUCUUCCUCGACAACAACAGCUUCAGCGGCUCCAUACCGGACUGGCUUCCCAGGCUCACGAACUUACGAGCCAUGAACUUCUCGGUUAACAGGUUCUCUGGGGAGAUGCCGGAAAGCAUUGGCCGACUUUUUGCCAACGUCCAGCUUUACGACCAGAACAAACGGUCUGUGAUGAUUCAAACCGAGCAAGGACUCGUCUACAACGGCUUCGCCUUCCCGACCUCCAUAGACUUCUCCUUCAACCAGCUGACUGGAAGCAUUCCAGCUGCCAUUGGCGACCUCUACAAGCUCCAGGGGUUGUACCUGAGCCACAACCAGCUAACAGGUCCCAUUCCCGAGUCCCUGGGGAAGGCAAGGAAUCUCUCCUGGGUGGAGCUUGCGAGCAAUCGUCUCAAUGGCUCCAUACCAUCGUCCGUGGCGGACCUCUCGUUUCUCACCAUCUUCGACGUCUCCAACAACAACCUGGUGGGACGGAUACCUGACAGCCCGCAACUCUCGCCCAUGGACGCGGCUCUCUUCGCUGGGAAUCAGCUCUGUGGCUUCACAUAAGCUUAGAACAGAGGGACAAGGUGGUAGCGAACAGGACCAAACAGAGGUGAUAACACUUGUCAGCGUUGCGAUCUUCGUGGCAGCCUUCUUCAACGCGUUCUUCUGGACCUACUUUGCGGCAAACCACAGAGCUCAUUCCCAUGCUGGCAAUCAAAUCUCUAGCUCGUCCACCAUGUUGCUGCCGUCCUUUCUACCUUCCAGUUCGUAAUCCAUCACCAUCGUGUGACCGCUUGAUGAAGUGAACUCUUUUUAUCCGCUUUCAA
Messenger RNA from Selaginella moellendorffii, 2508 nucleotides. RefSeq names its product LRR receptor-like serine/threonine-protein kinase FLS2. Bases 131 to 2245 code for a protein of 704 amino acids. Gene Ontology annotation, molecular function: protein binding. Lineage: Eukaryota; Viridiplantae; Streptophyta; Lycopodiopsida; Selaginellales; Selaginellaceae. The record is from RefSeq and is a predicted model, not a curated record. The transcript has a single exon.